AUGAAUACAAAACUUCUUAUUUCAUUAUUCAUAUUUCUUUGUUUACACAACGUUGCAAAUGCGUACAACUGCUCAAAAGCAAUGUCCAGCAUAACAUUUCAGGACUUUACAUUGUCUAGUAUAAUUCAUGCUCAUACAUCGACAGGUAAGAACUUAGGUAGCUGGAUCCAUUUCUUUUUCAGGCAUUUUAAUAAUGGAAAUGAUGCUAUAAAAUAUGUGGAGACAACAAAUAUAAAUACUUUAGAUGAAAAGGAUCAUCAUUGUUUUAUUAGAGGUUUUACGGUGUUCCUAAUUCAUGCUUAUGCUAAGGAUAUAAAAGCCAUGUCAAAUACUGAUAAUUUUGAAACGUAUUUCAGAAAUUUAUUAAAGGAUAUUAAUCCUGAUAUUGCUAAAGAUUUCUUAACGGUUUUAGAUAACAAAAUACUUUUAGAUCAUAUGGAUAGUAUAAUUCUUAAAGAACAGGAUUAUGCAAACUUGAAAAGAGAUGUUAAUAUAUUUAAACAAAAUAUAAAUCCAGUAAAUGGAAAUAAUCAUGCUACCUAUAAAAAUGUUCCAACUAGACUUUUUGAGCCAUAUGAAAUACGAGCCUUUAAAAGAGAGUAUAUAACUAAAGAUGAAGCGUCAAUUAAUGCAAAUGAAGUAUAUGCUGCUCGUGACUACCAGUAUUUGGCUUUCCUUGGUGUCGUUGAUCAUUAUUAUAAUUCUGAUAUAACAAAGCCUGCAAAAGGAACUUCUGUAGUUAUUGAGAGUAGAAAAAGAUUAGGUUUGAGGAAACGUAGUAGUUCACUUGCAUUAUUAGGGCCACAUGAAAAUAACCCAUUUUUUGGUUUUUGUGAAAAGAAUGGAAAUGAAGAAUAUUUUGGAUCACUUGAUGAUUUGUUGCCUUCCUUUUUUUCAAUUAUUAAAACGAAAAUGCUGCUUGGACAUAAUAGAUUUUUAAGAGAAUUUGAUUAUUCCUUAAUGAACAAAACUUACAAAAUUCCUAAUCUAAAAGGUUUUAGAUUUUUGAAACAACUUUUUAGAAAAAAAAACUUAGAAAAUUUUGUAGAUAUGUAUGCUGGUCUAAUGUCAACUGAGUUAGAUUUUUUAAGAGAGGAUUUUCUAGAUUUAUUUGAUACUACCAUAAAUUGCCACGCACGUGAGUUUGCAAAUCGUGCAGGAGAUAACUAUUUUGCUAUUAAGGAGAAAAACAUGGUAGCUUGA
This is a messenger RNA of Plasmodium malariae, 1203 nucleotides long. RefSeq names its product rhoptry-associated protein 2, putative (gene RAP2). The transcript has a single exon. The record is from RefSeq and is a predicted model, not a curated record. Lineage: Eukaryota; Apicomplexa; Aconoidasida; Haemosporida; Plasmodiidae. Bases 1 to 1203 code for a protein of 400 amino acids.